AUGAUGUCACUCGCUGGGAGGUUUGGAGCUGUGAAGUCUGCUUGUCCUCUGAUUGGGCAAUCGAGCUGUCGCUCGCCCCCGUCUUAGAGGAGGAUUGGACGAGGCAGCGCGGCGGGCGGGGAGAAGAGUGGUGGUAGACGGGCGCUGCUGUUUGGGGCUCGGGACCGGCUCCGGGGCAAGGCCCGCCUGAAGGCAGCGGCGGGUGCUGAAACAACGGGAGCUGGGGGAGAGAAGGUAUGAAACGAAGUGGGGUGGGGAGGAGGAUAGGGCUAUAUGAGGGGAAGGGGGUGGAGUUAAACAAAGCAGGGGGAAGACUAAAAGGGGGGGGGGGGAGGAAAGCAUAAAGCGGAGGUGGGGGGCGAGGAGAAACUGAGAGAGCAAUGGGGUCCGCGGUAGAGAAGAGGGACCUCUAACUGGGCCGCUGGUGGAGAGCGAAUUUAGGGGAGGGGGGGGGCUAAAGAAACGGUGGCCUCGAAUAGGCCAGGUGGGAGGGAAGCGGGUAGGAGAAACGUGGGCUGGGCGAGCAGCGGCGAGAGCGCGAGAAGGCGGCGGGGAAGACCGAGAGGAGCAGAAAGCUGAGGAGAAAGGAGCCGCGUGUGGUGCGCUGGAGGCUGCGGAAGGGUAGGGGGCAAAGUGAGGCCAGCCCCUCGCAAGCGGCGGCUGGUGGGCUGAGGGAAGUGUGGGGGAAGGGCCUGGAAGCUGUGGCGUGGGGGGGGGGGGAGGUUUGAGUAGGGUGUAUCGGGGGACUCGAGAGCUAAAGGACAGCACGUGGGCUAGAGGAGGAAAGGAAAGGGGUUCGUGGGCUUGGGCUGUGUGUGUGUGGGGGGGGUUAAACGUUAAAAGUUGGCCUGGAGAAGUGAGGGCGGGGGAAACUCCCUUUUCUGGUUUCUCCGGUGUUGUUGGGAAACGAAGCAACCUGAAGCAGGGACUUCGGAAAGGAUGGUGCAGGUGGAUGUGGGAGGGGUUACUCCACAAUUGGGGGGGUAGUUCGGGAGCGGAGGGUCAGAUUGGAUGAAGGAUUCUUGGAGUGGAGCGCGACUUUCGUUGUAGGUUUGGGUUGUAAACCACAUUCGGUACAGUAGGCUAGAGGUGGUAUGCAAAUUUUAAAAAUCGAAAGAGCCUGUGAAUUAUAAGGGUUGUUUGGUGUUGUUCUGAAGAAAAGUAUAGGUAUGCUUUAUUAUGCAACAGUGAUUUGGGGGAAAUAUUGCCCUACCUUACAAGGUUGUUGUAAGAACUGCUGUGUGGUGUUCGAAACUCCCAUUGUUCUAGGAGCAUUUUGCAACGGGGAAUUUCAUUAGUGCGAGCAGUUUCUGAGCUCUGGGUGCAGUACUGUGCCUAAGAUUUUAGAUUGAACUGCAGAGUGGGAGGAAAGGAAGAUCUUUUUCUGCCUCCCCACUUCCAGCUAUUCUGAAGACUGGAGAAGAGACCCUCUUAAUAUUGGGGGGUGGGCAGGAGAAGGACUAGACCGUGUGAAAAAUGAACAUAAUACUUUAGCUGCAGUUCAUUCAUUUUCAGCUUUGUAUUCUUAUUAUUAAAAAAUUGUGCCUAGACAUUCCAUUGUUGCGCCCAUAACCUAGGUUCAAAGUGCCAUUUAGCUUCUAACUUUCAUAUCUCAGUUUCUAACAUUGCUACUGUGAUAAAGUGGGUCAGCAUUCCCCAAUUUGGUCCCCUCCAUAUGUUUUUGACUGCAGCUCCCAUCUUCCCUGAUCACUGACCAUGUUGUCUGGAACUGAUUGAUGUGGGCACCCAGAAAGAGCACUGUAGGAAAGCUAAGUAGUAUCCAUUUACAGGCUUCCCAUAGGCACCUGGUUGUCUGCAGUGAGAACAGGAUGUGGGACUUGACUGGCCUUUGAUCUGAUUCAGCUGAGCUCUUGUAUUCUUAAAUGGAUGCAUGGUGAAAUGUAGAAGGGGCUGUAAGCAUCAGUGUACUUCACUAUCUAUUGAGUAUAGUUCUGUUUCUCAGUAGAGUGCUAGGAGCCUGGAGGAAGAUGGUAGUGGGUAUGGGAUAGUUAUGGUCAAGAUAGCCAAGAGCAUAAUGGGUAGUUUGGAGACUAGCAGAUUAUUGAGUGGGGAAAAGAGGCAAUUAGAGAAACUUUGGCUAGUAUACAACUUAUACAACUUUAUUUAUUUCAUAAAAUUUAUACACUGCUUGAUUGUAAACAAACCAACCUCAAACUAGACCCUCUUAAAAAGGAUUAAUUAUGAAAAGUUAUUGCUUUCUGAUCCCAUGUUUGCAAUCUUCAGAAAAUGAAUUGAAAUCCCCAUUUCAAAUAAGGUCUUUUAGGUUUUGUACACCACGUUUUAACUGUUUUGAUUUUGACUGCAGAUGAAUUCUGGAGGCUGAAGUCUUGUGCAUAUUUACCUGGGAGAAAGCCUCAUUGAAUGUAGUGAGACUCAUCCUUAAGUAGACAUUGAUUGGAUUGUGCUCUAAAUUGUGAUAAUGAAUAAUAAUAAUAAUUCCCCAGCCACUCCGGGUGGCUUCCAACAAAGAUUAAAAAUACAUUAAAAUGUCACACAUUAAAAACUCCCCUGAACCCUCAGCCUUCAGAUGGCUACUAUGUGAUCCAGGGGGUGCAACUUUUGAGUGGGAUAUUAGGUAACUGGAACAAGAAAGUAAAAUUUUCUAGAAGGAGGAGGUAGCAGGGAAAUUAAUGGCAAGGAACUGUUUUAUGUGUGGCUAAGAGUGUGUGAACACCAAGCAGGGUAGAUUGAUUUAAAUCAGGAAGAAUAAAAGACAAAUUUAAAAUACUGAUUUUAAAUUGUUUCCCAUUGAUUCUACAAGUUAUUUCUAAAACUAUGGUGUAAGACACCAAUAAACUAUGUUAUUUACACUGUUCAAUUCUUUCAACCAGGCUUUACAUCUCUUUGUCAUGUUGUAUAUACAUUUUGUAUGCUCUCCUUUCUUACCAAUACAACAAAUGUCUUUAAAAUAUUCCCAUAUGGGGCCUGUCAUAAUCAGGAUGCAUGAUUGUUAGGAGGUUAAUAAGCAUUUCUUCUCAGAAGUAAGUCCCAUGGAGCUCAGUGAGGCUUACUCCUAGAAAGAGAGUAUAGAAUUAGAACCUUAGCAUGAGAAUAUUGGAACAUGCAGACUGGACAGUUUGUCUUCUCUUCUUCCCAAUGUUCUUCUCUCCUUCACCCUGCCUUUGCCCAUCCCACCCUCACAAAUACAAGCAAAAAUAAAAUACACAUGAAUGAUAUGUCAUAACAAGGCUUCAUAGUUUGUAGGCAGACUAGAAUAGAUCUAUUUUCUUCAGGUGAAAAUGCAUGUAUAUGUUUGGCAGAUAGUGUAAAUACUCAUACUUGAGAAAUUGUCAAAUUGGCUUUUUAUGUACAGAAGCCUCAUUUAACUCAAUGUAUAUGACACUAAUUCUGUGGGUAGCUGGAGGACUAACCUGCCUUUAUUAAGAUUUUUUAAUAUUAACCUAAUUAUUUGCAGUUUAAACAAUAUUUUUAAAUAUAUGCAUAUAUAUAUCUAUAUUACCUUGCAAGUAGGAAAUAUUUCAAAAACUUGCAACUAAGUCUAAAUAGAAAAACUAGAGGGAAUUGUUCUACUAUAAUGUGAGGAGAAGAUGACAUUCUCAAUUGAGAAAAGAGUUGAGGGUUGGGGAUGGGGUUGGUUGGGGCUGUGGAUUUCAUAAUGGAAUUAAAAAUUUUUGAAAGCUCAGAACUGUUAGAGAUGUGCAUCCUCGUGGGGCUGUAUAAAUAAGUACAGGCUCUCUGGUGGUCUGAAAAAGGAUUUUAUGGUAGUGACUGGCCUAGGGGGAAUUCUCCAGGCUGUCUCCCAUGUUAUCUGGAUGCAUUUUGAGAAGGUUUAAAAUGAGACUGAAAUGUGAGCCCAGAAAGUCAUAGUGACAGAGGUUAGGAUUAAAGAGGGGGAAGCAUGCCGGAGAACAUGUGUUGGGGGAUUCUGGCUCUCCUAGAUCUUUAAAAACAACAACAACAACUUUGAAAUCACAUGUCUCUGAUGGAAAGGAAAAGAGAGGGAGACUGAAAUGUGAUAGUAGGCCAGAACAGAGAUUGGGUUAGGAUGAGUACAUGAUUGCACUUAGCAAAUCAAGGUAUGGAUUUUGAAAUUUCUUGUCCCCCCCCCCUUAUUGCUGGUGGUGACAACUGAUUGAACAAAGAUUAAGAGUGGGUUACAACAAAUGUUACAGGUUAAAUGAGGCAAAAGUUGUGUUGAAAUGCUACAGGAAGGCUUGCAAGCUAUCAUCUUUCUACUUAAGGCUCAUAUAUAAUUCUUAUUUUUUUAAAAAUCAAGGAUUCGUUAUGGAUAUGUUAUGAUGUGCACAUACAUUUUCUCUCUCCAGCAAUUUUGUGAUGGGCAUGCUAAGCCUUCCCUAUUUUCAUGUGGCUUAAUUGCAACUGUCAAAAGUGGGUUCUUAAUAGUAAUUUAAUGCUGUACAUGCAACCUCAUGUCCUUGGGAGUUUGCUAACUAAGAACUUGCAUGUGAGUCAUGGGCGUAGCCAGGAUUUAUGUUGGGGGGGCAGGACCUUUGGUUUUUUUGGGGGGGGGCAGAACUGAGCUAUCUGCAACUCAUAUUAUUAAAGUAUGUUUAUUUACCUGCACACCCCCCCCCCCCGGUUAUGCCCAUGGUUUGAGUGUGAGUGAGUGAGUGUGUGUGUGUGUGUGUGUGUGUGCUUCAGGGGCUGCUGCGUUACACUAAGUCAAACCAAUAGCCCAUUUAGCUCAGUAUUAUCAACACUGAUGGCAGCAGCUCUCCAGGUUUUAGACAGGUACUUUCCCAGCCCUAUCAGGAGACACCAGGAUUCGAACCUAGACUUUUUGUGUGCAAAGCAUGGGCUCUAGCCUUUCCCCUUUGAAUUAAACUCUUAGGAACUUUGGCUCAUUACUUCCUGUCCAUCCUUCUCUGUACAGUUUCCAUGGUUCCUUAUAAUCACCAGAGGGGCUGCAAGGUAGAUUAAGGAUAACAGGGAGUGGUCAGAUUUUUCAUACAUAAGCUCAGGAUGUUAAAUGACCCCUAAUAGUUAAACACUCCCUGCCCCUUUGAAACACAAUGCAUGUGUAUUCUGUAAGCAUUACGAUGCUGUAAACAUGGUAGGUGCAACUUUGUGGGGAAAUGUUGGAGGAUUCUUUCAAACUGAUGUGUAUAUACAGUAAUUCAGAGUUCUGUAGCUAAUAAUUGAGGAAAUAUGAACAUUCCAAAGUGGGGCAAGGCACCAUGGAAAAGAAGUGGAAGAAGCUGGUGGGGGUGGAGGUCAUUUGGCUGGUGAGGUCAUUUGGCUUUCCCACAGUAUCACAAAUAUACAUGGUAGGUAUCUGUGACUGGAAUGGAAAUCAGAGGAUUUGGCAGUUUCUGUAGCAGGGACAAAAGUAGGGGGAAGUGAACAUGUUAAGCAGGAGUUUAAUAGUAUUUUUGGUCCUGCAUUUGUUGGAUAAAUGUGGGUUUUGUUCUAAAGUCCAGCAAGCUCUGUGUGUGAAGUAGGAGAAGUAGCUGCAGAGAUGUAUGUUGAUGAAUAGGUAAAGGUACCCCUGACAGUUAGGUCCAGUCACGGACGACUCUGGGGUUGUGCGCUCACCUUGCUCUAUAGGCUGAGGGAGCUGGCGUUUGUCCACAGACAGCUUCUGAGUCAUGUGGCCAGCAUGACUAAGCUGCUUCUGGCAAACCAGAGCAGCGCACAGAUACGCCAUUUACCUUCCCGCCAGAGCGGUACCUAUUUAUCUACUAGCACUUUGACGUGCUUUUGAACUGCUAGGUGGGCAGGAACAGGGACCGAGCAAUGGGAACUCACCCUGUUGCGGGGAUUCGAACCGCCGACCUUCCGAUCUGCAAGACCUAGGCUCUGUGGUUUAGAUCACAGCGCCACCCACAUCCCCACGUUGAUGAAUAACACCCUUCUAAAACCUGAAAGCCAGGCUUCACACUUGUACUUAAUGUAAAUUGACCAGAAACUCAUACUGAAUAAAAGCAUAAUCAGCAUACUUCAAAAUCAUUGGCUGUAAGCAGCUGGGAUAGAGGAUAAAGGGUGGUUGAAAAGCGAGUAGGGCACUAGUUUUAUUUGCAAGGUUGUUAUUAUCAGUUGGUUCUUUGUUGUGUCUUGCUGAGGAGUCAAAGGGGAGUGGAGAGAAGUGAAAGAUGAUGUUGCUAUAAAAUGGAGGAAGAUAAGCAAACUAGGCAGUACUGACCUAAAUAUAACUUUGUGUGUGUCAAGAUAUACUUGUUGGUGAAUUAUGUAGACUCUGUGCACACUUUUUUCUUUGUGGCCCAUAGGUAACAAAGUGUUUCAGUGUUGAGCAGUGUCCAAAGGGUGGUGUCUCUAGUGUUUUAUCACCUUCAUUUUUUUUGGCUGUGUUUCAGUUUCUGACGAAACCCAAAGCAAGCAGCAGAAGAGUCUUUGAACAUUUUCCUGCUCUGGAAUCUUGGACUAGAGGAAGGAGGAGGGAAGAGUGA
Molecule: messenger RNA, 6410 nt
Organism: Podarcis lilfordi (Lilford's wall lizard)
Lineage: Eukaryota; Metazoa; Chordata; Lepidosauria; Squamata; Lacertidae
Source: the annotation of a GenBank genome assembly